This is a messenger RNA of Hordeum vulgare subsp. vulgare (domesticated barley), 1784 nucleotides long. RefSeq names its product AAA-ATPase At3g28610-like. The record is from RefSeq and is a predicted model, not a curated record. Gene Ontology annotation, molecular function: ATP binding; ATP hydrolysis activity. Lineage: Eukaryota; Viridiplantae; Streptophyta; Magnoliopsida; Poales; Poaceae. The transcript is spliced from 2 exons. The coding region runs from base 114 to 1712 and encodes 532 amino acids.
UUCUUACCACCCGUCCCUGCUUCAACUCGUCGUAUAUAACCGAAGACGUGGAGACACCAAGCGCGACAUGAACAGAGGAGGAAGGCACCUCAAACUCAAAGGCAGGGGCAGAGAUGAUGGGUGGAGUACUGUUGGACCACUUCCGCUCGUCGGCGUGGUUCUACCUGACGCCGGUGUUGGCGGCGUGCGCCCCCAUCGGGGUGCUCCGGACGUACUUCAACCAGCACCUCCGGCGGCCCGUGCGGCGGCUCCUCCCGUUCCUCGACCCGUUCGUCACCAUCGACAUCGCCGCCAAGCCGGAGGACUACUCCUACUCGUACCAGGGCAAGGUGAAGUCGAGCGACGCCUACGCGGAGGUGCUGGCGUACCUGAGCGCGGUGUGCUCGCGGGAGGCGCGGGAGCUGCGCGCGGAGGGCGCCGUCGAGGGCCACGGCUUCGUGCUCAGCCUCCGGGAGGGGCAGGAGGUGGCCGACGAGUUCAAGGGCGUCACCAUGUGGUGGUCGGCGGUGGCGGAGGAGAAGGCGACGUGGCGUGCGUCGGGGCGGUGCUGCCGCCUCACGUUCCACGAGCGGCACCGGCGGCUCGUCGUCGACGAGUACCUGCCGUACGUCCGCCGCGCCGGCCAAGAGGUCACGUUCGGCAACCGUCCUCGCAGGCUCUACUCCAACAAGAAGGAGCUCAACUACCAUUCUAGGAGGGACGAGGUGUGGAGCUACAUCGACUUCGACCACCCAACCACCUUUGACACCCUCGCCAUGGACCCGGCCAAGAAGCAGAUGAUCAUGGAUGACCUCGAAGACUUCGCCAACAGCAAGGACUACUACCGCCAGAUCGGCAAGGCGUGGAAGCGCGGCUACCUGCUGCACGGCCCUCCCGGAACGGGCAAGUCCACCAUGAUCGCCGCCAUGGCCAACCACCUCAACUACGACAUCUACGACAUCGAGCUCACCACCCUCGAGACCAACAGCGAUCUUCGCAAGCUCUUCAUCGAGACGACGGGCAAGUCCAUCAUCGUCAUCGAGGACAUCGACUGCUCCCUCGACCUCACCGGCAGCCGCGCCACCAAGCUGCCGCCGCCGCCCGCGCACGACGACGCCGCAGACGGCAACGACAAGUCGCGCAAGAGGCGCAACAUCCUGACGCUGUCCGGCCUGCUCAACUUCAUCGACGGGCUGUGGUCGGCGCACAGCGGCGAGCGGAUCAUCGUCUUCACCACCAACCACCUCGACAAGCUGGACCCGGCGCUGAUCCGGCGCGGGCGCAUGGACAUGCACAUCGAGAUGUCCUACUGCGGGUUCGAGGCGUUCAGGACGCUGGCCGGCAACUACCUGGGAGUGGACGCGCACCCGCUGUUCGGGGCCGUCGGAGAGCUGCUGCGCGCCGUGGAGAUGACGCCGGCCGACGUGGCCGAGUGCCUGAUGCCGUCCAAGCGCAGCGCGCGCGACGCCGACGCCUGCCUCGCUCGCUUGAUCGACCAGCUCAAGGAAAAGGCGGCCGAGAAGGACAAGGAAUCAAAGGCCGCCGAGGAAGGCGACGAGCGGGAUGCGGCCAAGGAGGAUGACAAGACGGAAACGGAGAAAGUUGCUUCCAUGUCCAAAAAGGAGAAGAGCGAGGAAAAGAAACAAAGCUGCCGAGUCAUGACCAACGGAGCACGCAGUGGCGCCAGUGCUGUGAUGAGUGUCUCUAGUUCAACUGACCAUUAUCUGUCUUGACUCUCGAGUGUGGUUAUAGUUAACCCAGAGCAGACUUGCAUGAGCCAAAUAACGGAACACUUUUUAGGCCAA